UAAUUAUAUGUAUAUAUGUACAUAUAUGCAUAGUGUUGGUAUAGUCAAAGUAUUGUCUUUUAUAUGCACACUUGCGUAUAAAAAAUUUACGAUAUAUAUAGUUUUGGACAUUUUACGUGUAAAUUUAAAAAAGUUAGCCAGCAAUGACCGACGAUUCCAAUGGGGAAUCCACGUUCGAAUUUGUUGAAAGGAAGACGGAUGAAUCUUCCGCAUCUGGAGAAAUCGUAAAGACAGAUUCUUUUAGCAGUUUAUCUUCGUCUACGUCUCUGCUAAUGCCGUUAGGCAUAUCAACAUCCACAGGAAAUUUGUUAUCGAAUCUAGCACCGCCUAUCGCGUUGCCAAGUUUUAUUUCCAAUUCGGGAGCCCUAUUAUCGGACAGAUCUCAUCAUUUGGAACCAUCUAUACAAAAGAAACAAGAACCCACUAAAUCAAUGUUAAAUACCGUUGUUCAGUCUAAGCCUCUGCAGCAAGAAACAUGUCAUGCGACUGCAGCUGCUACAGCGAUGGUAUCUGUGCAAAAUCUAGAAAGCACUGCACAAACGGAAAGCCCGGUGCAGGAUUCAGGAAUGGUUGGCGGUGGUUUACUAUCGUGGGUUAAAGAAACAGUAGUAAACAGUAAUGUCUUGAGCAAAGUUGCAGAGAAAGCAAAGAAUAGCGUUAACACUAUGAUUACAACAUUAGAUCCUCAGAUGCGUGAGUUCAUUUAUUCUGGCGGUGAUGUAGAAAUUGUAGUUGCUUCGGAUAAGGAUGUGAAAAUAAGUCCUGUGCGUCAAGCUUUCCAAACAGUAUUUGGAAAAGCAACGGUAACUGGUGUGCCAGUUGACAGUUUAGCUAUUGCUGCUCAACCAAUUGGUUUUGCUGCUGGAGUAAAAGGAGCAGAAGAGAGAAUUAAUUCUGCACGAAAUAUUCCAACCCUACCAAAAGAUAUGCCUAUAAUUGCUGUGGAAAAUUUUUUGAUAGAAGUCGGCGAGGAUAAGUGGUACGACUUGGGAGUAAUACUUCUCAAUGAUCCUAAACACAAUGUGAAUUUACAAACAUUCACUCAAAUGACACCAGUCCCGAGUCAAAUAGUAACAAUGGCACAAGAGGCUACACCUGAAGAUUAUCCUCUUAAAUGGUCUGGAUUAGCAGUUACCGUUGGUAGCUUAAUGGCAACCAAUUUACAGGUUUCUCACAACGAAUGGCAUCAUGCGCUUACCGGGGUUUCUAGAAGGGACACUAUCCUUUUAGCAGUUCAAUCGUUGGCUGGAAUCUACAAGAAUACAAUUAAUCCUGUGUAAAUUCUUAUAGAGGAAUAUGACGCAACGCAAUUUGUCGAUACAUUGCAUUUUUGUAAAUACAAUUUUACUUAUUUAUAAUAUACUUGAAAAAUGUAUCAAGA
Hylaeus volcanicus is the source of this 1381-nucleotide messenger RNA. Its product is annotated as protein PRRC1-like. Gene Ontology annotation, cellular component: cytoplasm. Lineage: Eukaryota; Metazoa; Arthropoda; Insecta; Hymenoptera; Colletidae. Gene Ontology annotation, biological process: activation of protein kinase A activity. The transcript is spliced from 5 exons. Gene Ontology annotation, molecular function: protein kinase A regulatory subunit binding. The record is from RefSeq and is a predicted model, not a curated record. The coding region runs from base 144 to 1280 and encodes 378 amino acids.